UCAAUAAAGUGGUUUUGACGUGAAAAUGUGGAGACUUUUGCUUUCUGCCUUUCUGGCUAGUUGUGUUGCUGUACAUAUUCCUGGUGUACCACAGGAGUUUACUUCAAACGAUCUUGUACUCUCUGGCAUUUCGGAUGAAAUUGCAGAAAAGUUCUCGCAGGAAUACAUAAAUUACCUUAAGACUGGUGUUGAGUCUGCCGCCCUUCGGCAAAUCUCCGCUCAGCUGGCGAAUGCGCAUAGUAAAAAGGACCUCUUCACUAAAGAGCUUGAGGAAUUGUCUUUGGCAGAUCAAUUUGUAGCCUGUACCACCUGUAGGGCCACCGUCAAUGUUGGUGCUCGUUUGUUUCGCGAAGAGAAUGGCGAGUUCACAGGUGAAGGAGCCGAUGACAAAAUAAAAAGUAUUGCUUUGGAUGUGUGUCUCCGACUUCAAUUGCAGACGUCGGAAGUGUGUUCCAAUCUGAUUGAUUUCAAUUUUCCAACGGUUGCCUACAUCGUCAAAUACUCCAACAUCGAUUCCCGUACGUUGUGUUCGCUUUUCAUGGAGUUCAAUUUUUGCAAUGUAAAGAAUGCAAACUACAAUUGGACGCUAGAAAUUGACAGUGAUGGCGAGGCAGUGACAGCGCCAAAGUCAGAAAUACCCACAAAAAAUGGAAAUGAAUUGAAAGUUUUACAUAUAACCGACCUUCAUUACGAUCCCUUGUAUACACCUGGCUCCUUAGCUGAAUGUGACGAGCCACAGUGUUGCCAGCGGGAUGUGGAAUUCAUUGAGAGUACUAAGGCAGCUGGAUACUGGGGUGAUUAUCGUGAUUGUGACGCACCUUGGCAUAUGCUAGAUGAUGCCUUCGCGCAAAUCAAGGCCGAACACACAAAAAUCGAUUAUAUAUAUCAAACUGGCGAUGUCGUCGACCACAUGGUUUGGGGAACUUCAGUAGAGAAAAAUACUGAAAGUUUGAAAAAAGUUAACACUCGGUUGGCAGAAAUUUUUCCUGAUGUACCGAUAUAUCCUUGUAUUGGAAAUCAUGAGCCACACCCUUUAAAUCUUUUCAGCCCGGGGGAUGUGCCUGAUGGAGUCAACACUCGUUGGUUGUAUGAGCAGUUAUAUGAACAGUGGUCUACAUGGUUGCCAGCCGAUACCAAAAAUACCAUCUUGGAGGGUGGUUAUUACACAGUAUCUCCAAGAGUCGGUUUCCGAGUAAUAGCUUUGAAUAACAACGACUGCUAUACCUCUAAUUGGUGGUUGUUCUAUGAUGGAACUAACAAGAUCCCACAGCUGCAAUGGCUGCAUGACACACUGUUGGCCGCCGAAAAAGCCGGAGAGUACGUGCACAUUCUGACGCACAUUCCCACCGGAGAUAGUACUUGUUGGUCUGUAUGGGCGCGGGAGUUCAACAGACUAGUGGAACGAUUCAGGAAUACCAUCAGUGGAAUCUUCAAUGGUCAUUCGCACAAAGAUGAAAUGCAUUUAUAUUAUUCGGCGAAUGGACAUGCGGUUGCUGUCGCCUGGAACGGUGGGGCACUAACAACAUAUUCUGAUAGGAAUCCAAAUUAUAGGUUGUAUCAUGUUGAGGACGAAAGCAUGCAAGUCGUAGAUCAUGAAACGUGGAUCUUCAACUUAACGGAAGCUAACUCUCAUGGCGAUUCGAAAUCACCAAACUGGUUUAAGGAGUAUGAGUUCGCCGCUGAGUUUACAACAAAUUUAAGUCCGGCAGGAAUCGACAAAUUACUAGAAGAGAUGGCAGAAAACCCCAAUAAAUUGAGAACGUUGUGGAGAUAUAUAGUUACAUCUGCGGAUCCAAAACUAAAUGCUGGUUGCGACAGGGCUUGUCUGCUUGGUGUAAUAUGCCGCAUAGCGACGACUGUGAGUACCCAAAAGACACGCUGUGAAUAUUUACGUGCUAAACUGAGCAUUGCGCUGGACAAUGAGAAUAUAGUUACAGGCUCAACUGCUGCACCAAGCACUUCAUCCUCCCCGGCUGCAACGACCAGUGAGGGAGGUGAUACUUCCACCGAAAAACCCGGAGGAAAUGGUGCGGUCUCAAAGAGCAUCUCAUUAAAUUUCCUCUUUGUCGCUGUGCUUUUUGCAGUAUUGUAUAAUGUUUGAAAAGCUUAAGAAUAUGUACAUAGAUAGGUGAAAUGAAAUGUUGUUUUUGU
This is a messenger RNA of Ceratitis capitata (Mediterranean fruit fly), 2151 nucleotides long. Its product is annotated as sphingomyelin phosphodiesterase. Lineage: Eukaryota; Metazoa; Arthropoda; Insecta; Diptera; Tephritidae. The transcript has 6 exons. Gene Ontology annotation, biological process: sphingomyelin catabolic process; ceramide biosynthetic process. The record is from RefSeq and is a predicted model, not a curated record. Gene Ontology annotation, molecular function: acid sphingomyelin phosphodiesterase activity. Gene Ontology annotation, cellular component: lysosome. Bases 26 to 2101 code for a protein of 691 amino acids.